Messenger RNA from Cyclopterus lumpus (lumpfish), 463 nucleotides. RefSeq names its product fatty acid-binding protein, liver-type-like. NCBI's taxonomy places the organism in Eukaryota, Metazoa, Chordata, Actinopteri, Perciformes, Cyclopteridae. The coding region runs from base 14 to 406 and encodes 130 amino acids. The record is from RefSeq and is a predicted model, not a curated record. The transcript is spliced from 4 exons. Gene Ontology annotation, cellular component: cytosol; nucleus. Gene Ontology annotation, biological process: fatty acid transport. Gene Ontology annotation, molecular function: fatty acid binding.
UUACUUACCUUCAAUGUUUGACACCAUGUCUUUUUCUGGAAAGUACCAGCUGGAGUCUCAGGAGAACUUUGAGGCUUUCAUGAAGGCCAUUGGUCUCCCUGACGAACUCAUCCAGAAAGGCAAAGACCUCAAGAGUGUCUCUGAGAUCGAGCAGACUGGUGACCACUUCAAAGUGUCCGUCACCACUGGCUCCAAGGUCCUCACUAACACCUUCCAGAUCGGCCAGGAGGCAGAGCUGGAGACGCUCACUGGGGAGAAGGUUAAGGCGACGGUUCAGCGUGAUGGCAACAAGCUGAAGGUCUGCCUAAAGGGAAUAGAGUCCGUCACAGAACUGGAUGGAGACACAAUCGUCAAUACUAUGACUCUUGGCAGCAUUGUGUACAAAAGGACAAGCAAACGCAUCUAACUGUCUGCACUUGGGAUAAUAAAUGUUGAAAAAAUAACUGCUAUCUUGAGUUCUUUU